AUGCGGGGGCCGCUGUCUCACGAGCGAGCGGCGGCGCUGGAGGCUUCGGGAAUAUGGGCGCGAUGGUUGGGGGAGGGCGAGGCGCUGGGUCUGAUCCGAGAUCGCCUGCGCUCGCCGGAGGCGUGGCGCGCAUUCGUCGCGACCGGGCACGACGCGGUCGACGACGCAACCUCCCGGGGCGGAUCGCCGGUGGACGCCGCGUGGCCCGUCGAGCGGCUCGCGAGGCUGCGGCUGAGGAUCCGGGCGAUCCUCUUCGACCCAUCGCUCGAACGUCCGGGCUUCGAACCCCGCGGCGAGGACGUGUAUCACACCGCUGAGGACGACGAGGAGGACUGGGAAGCCGCGGUGGCGGAUGGAGCGUUGGACGAGCUGCUCCGUUCCGACCCGAGGGAGCGGCGCCUUGGGUUCGACCUCGUCCGGACCGAGACGGCCGGGGCGCCCCGCGAGGACCCGGACGAGGGACCCACGGCGGAGGACAUUCCGGGACCCUACCGGGAUCGCCCCUCUUUCGAGGAGAGCCCGGAGAGCGACCCGGAACGAGGAGCCGGGGACUCGGGCGGCGGGUCCGGCGCGGGAUCGCCGGGCGGGACGGAGGGGGCGGACAGCGGCGGGGGCGGAUCCGCCGAGGCCGAGACGUCGCCCGGGUCCCGCGGCGACGAUUCGGCCAAGAAACGCGCGCGAAUCGAAGACGUCGAGGGUCCCGCCGAGGGUAAACUUUCAGAGGGUAAACUUUCCAGGGCGCAAGUCGACGUCGGCGAGCCGCCGGCGAUCGCGCCGCCGUCUCUUCGCGCCGACGGCGACGGCUGGACCGGGCCCAUCGACGACGAGUGGAGGAACCGCACGUUGGCGACGCGUCUGCGCGCGGUCGCGCGCGCGCGCGGGCGCGCCGCGGAUCUGACUGUACCGACGGUACCCCCGGCGGAUCCAUCCCGUCCGUUCGUCGAGGGAUCCUUCCCGCCCUUCCGGUCGCCGCCGCGGCGCACGCCGGAAGGCAUGCGCGACUUUUUGGCCGCGUCGCGCGAACCUGGUUUCGCCCCCGAGCGGUGGGACGUGCGCUGCGCGGUGCCCGCGUUGCCGGGCGGCUGGGACGCGCAUGCCCGUUCGCGGGUGGGUGGAGGCGGCUUUGGCGGGGGCGGCUUUGGCGGAGGCGCGGUUGGAGGCUCGUUCGACGGCGCGGGCGGGGACGAAAGGGCCGGGACGAGGGAGGUUGGUGGCGACGGGGAGGUUGGUGGCGAUCGGUUCUUCGCGCGGGUGCUGACCGGUGACGACGCGUCUCGCAUGUGGCGCAGGGCCGUGGCGGAGAUCGUGUCCGCGAAUGUACGGGCGGGCGGGAGUGAUGACGACGCGGCGGGGGAAUCCGUCGUCGCCGGUUUCGACGAGGCGACGGCGACGGCCCUCGCGGAGAUCGCCGCGGGGUACGUCACGAAACUCGGCGCGAGCAUUCGCGUCGCGAUGGACGAGAGGGCGGCGGCGGAGCGAAGAGAGGCGGCGCGAAGAGAGGCAGCGGCGGGUGGAGGGAACCGCGCGAGUUUCUUCGCGACGAAGGGUGAGUUUGUCGGCGCGGCGACCGUCGCGCGUUGCGUGGCGGCGACGGGGAAGACGACGCUCGAGGGUCUUCGCGCGUUCGCCGCGACCGGCGCGCUCGAGCCCAGGACGGCGAGGACGCGGCGGGGCGGCGUUGGGGUCGCCAAAGUUGGGGUCGCCGCGGGGGUCCCGAACGGGGUCACGCACGGGGUCACACACGGGGCGACACAGCUGGACGGCGCGGCGGUCGCGGGGUUGGAUGUCGGGGUCGGAUGGGACGCACGACUCGGGGCGAUCGUCGACGCGACGCCCACGUGGGUGAGGGCGUCCGAGGGCGGGCGAGGACCGGGCGCGGUGCCGAUGGACGCGUGGGUCGAUAAAAAUGCCAACCCGGGGGAUUCGACUUCGCCGCCGGGGUUCCGCCUGAGCCAGCAGCAGCUCGCCGCGCUGCGGCAGCAGUUCCGCGCCAAGGGGCUCGAGCCCAGCGACGCGGACGUGCAGAGGUACCAGCACGUGUUGCAUCAGCAGAUGACGCAUCGCGCGCGGGACCCGCCGCCACCGGGGGGGGUGCAGAGCCGGGGAACCCUGCCGCCGGGAUCGCACAAGCUCAAGCUCGGCGCGGGUGGAGUCUCGGCUCCCGCCGCGACCGCGCAAGGAUCGAGGCGACCAACGAGCGGCGAGAUGGUCGGCGAUCCGAGGGUGACGAGCCCGGCGGAGUGGAAGCACGAUUACCGAGAGCCGCAACGGCAGGACAUGGGCCGGAUUCACCUGCAGCAGCAGAUGCACCUACAGCAGGAGCAACGCAAGUGA
Messenger RNA from Micromonas commoda, 2334 nucleotides. RefSeq lists its product with no specific name. The record is from RefSeq and is a predicted model, not a curated record. The coding region runs from base 1 to 2334 and encodes 777 amino acids. NCBI's taxonomy places the organism in Eukaryota, Viridiplantae, Chlorophyta, Mamiellophyceae, Mamiellales, Mamiellaceae. The transcript has a single exon.